This is a messenger RNA of Phoenix dactylifera (date palm), 7281 nucleotides long. The record is from RefSeq and is a predicted model, not a curated record. NCBI's taxonomy places the organism in Eukaryota, Viridiplantae, Streptophyta, Magnoliopsida, Arecales, Arecaceae.
GGAGAGAGGAAGAAGGGGAUUGUCGGCUGUGCGCUGUCCUCCCUAGCCAUUUUUCUCCGUCUUUGUUUUGCGAUCCGAGAGGAGGGAUUUCGAGGGAGCGCAUCUCUGGAAAAACUCGCUGGAGAUCGAUUUUUUCCCGUGUUUUUUUAUUCGUUUUUGGUUAGACCCGACUGUUUCCUUGGGUAGGAAGAGUGGAAAAAAAAAGGUGGAUUUGAGGUGGUGGCGGGGGAAAGGGCGGUUCUUUGUCUCCAGAGGAGCAACGAGGAAGAAGGCUACCGUUUUGAAGUCGUCCAGGGAAAACCAACCUUGAUCGGUUCUUGGGCGGAAGAAAAAAAAGUCCUCUGAUCACUGCUUAUUGGAGUCUUUCUAAGUCAAGAUCCUGCAAAUCUGUUUCUUUUUGGCUGGAUCUUCCUAAACCUUUCCAAGAUCUCACAGAGACUCAUUGUUCCUUCGGAAAACCUGAAAAGAAUUGUCUCUUUUAUUAUCUUGUUGUGAAAUAGAAACCAUGGCCGCCGUCCCAGGCUCGACCCAUAAGCUCCAAUAUGGUUCAGCGGCUCUUCCCCCUGUUUUAAGCCAUAAGAGGCGUGUCCGCCGUGGGAAUGCGCGAUACCCUGCUUCGAGACGGCUGCAUGCCAUCUCUUUAGAAAACAAGUUUCUCGGCAUGAAGCUCCGAGCUUGUGAACGAGUCCAGAUGUGGCGGACUGAUGGCCCGGGACGUUCCCCGAAGCUGAGAGUCGUAUCGCCGUCCAUGUCAAUCUCUCAGGUGCCUGAGAAGCCCCUGGGUCUCUAUGAUGCGUCCUUUGACAAGGAUUCUUGUGGCGUCGGAUUUGUUGCAGAGCUCUCUGGGGAGCAUAACCGGAAAACUAUUGCUGACGCGAUUGAGAUGCUGGAGAGGAUGGCCCAUCGCGGCGCCUGUGGUGCCGAGACCAAUACAGGAGAUGGAGCUGGAAUCCUCGUAGCUCUACCACACGACUUCUUCAAGGAGGUAACAAAGGAUGCAGGUUUUGUACUGCCACCACCUAAUCAGUAUGCUGUUGGUAUGUUCUUCUUGCCAACUGAUGACAGUCGCAGGGAGAAAAGCAAAGCUGUAUUUACUAAGGUUGCAGAGUCGUUGGGACAUGCUGUCCUUGGGUGGCGCCCUGUACCAACAAACAAUACAGAUUUGGGUGUCUCUGCUCGACAAACAGAGCCAAUCAUUGAACAAGUAUUUCUUACACCAAGUCCAAAAUCAAGUGCUGAUUUCGAGCAACAGAUGUAUAUAUUACGGAGGGUUGCAAUGGUUUCUAUUAGAGCUGCUCUGAAUCUACAGCAUGGUGGAAUGAGGGACUUCUAUAUAUGCUCCCUUUCUUCAAGGACUAUUGUUUACAAAGGUCAGCUGAAGCCAGAUCAAAUAAAGGACUACUAUUAUGCAGAUCUUGGCGAUGAAAGGUUUACGAGUUACAUGGCCCUGGUCCAUUCUCGUUUCUCCACAAACACCUUUCCUAGCUGGGAUCGUGCUCAACCCCUGUGUUUAUUGGGUCACAAUGGAGAAAUUAAUACACUACGAGGAAAUGUGAACUGGAUGAAGGCACGGGAGUGUCUUUUGAAGGGCAGGGAACUGGGUUUAUCAAAGAAUGAAAUGAAGAAACUCCUACCCAUUGUGGAUGCUAGCUCAUCAGAUUCAGGUGCAUUCGAUGCUGUUCUUGAGUUCUUGGUUCGAACCGGUAGAAGCCUGCCAGAAGCUGUCAUGAUGAUGAUACCUGAGGCAUGGCAGAACGACCCAAACAUGGACCCUGAUAGAAAGGCUCUAUAUGAGUAUUUCUCAGCUCUCAUGGAACCCUGGGAUGGGCCUGCUCUUGUAUCUUUCACUGAUGGCCGCUAUCUUGGAGCCACAUUGGAUCGUAAUGGGUUGAGGCCUGGUCGCUUCUAUGUUACACACAGUGGGCGCGUUAUCAUGGCCAGCGAAGUUGGUGUUGUAGAUAUUCCCCCCGAGGACGUGUCAAGGAAAGGAAGACUCCACCCUGGAAUGAUGUUGCUGGUAGAUUUUGAAAAUCACACUGUUGUCGAUGAUGAUGCCUUAAAGAAACAUUACUCACAAGCGAGACCAUAUGGAGAGUGGCUCAAGAGACAGAAGAUAUGCCUCGAGGACAUCGUGGAUUCUGUGCCUGAAACUGGCAGGACUCCUUCAAGCAUAUUUGGAACAAUUCCAGCAAAUAAUCAUGACGAGAACAUGGGAAUUCAUGGUAUCUUGGCUCCACUGAAGGCCUUCGGUUACACGGUAGAGGCUUUGGAGAUGAUGUUGCUUCCCAUGGUAAAGGAUGCAACGGAAGCUCUUGGAUCAAUGGGAAAUGAUACUCCAUUAGCUGUGAUGUCGAACAGAGAGAGACUUACGUUCGAGUAUUUUAAACAGAUGUUUGCUCAAGUCACAAACCCGCCAAUCGAUCCAAUUCGGGAGAAAAUUGUUACAUCUAUGGAGUGCAUGAUCGGUCCAGAAGGGGAUCUGACCGACACCACUGAAGAGCAGUGCCGCCGUCUUACGCUGAAAGGGCCUCUUCUUUCCAUUGAUGAAAUGGAGGCUAUGAAGAAGAUGAACUACAGAGGUUGGCGCAGCAAAGUGAUUGACAUCACUUAUCCAAAGAAGCAUGGCCGGAAGGGUCUGGAGGAGACUUUGGAUAGGAUUUGUUGUGAAGCUUGUGAUGCUAUUUAUGAGGGCUAUACGACCAUUGUACUAUCUGACAGAGGCUUUUCAUCGAAGCGUGUUGCUGUUAGUUCCCUCUUGGCAGUUGGUGCUGUCCAUCAACAUCUAGUCUCAAAACUUGAGCGAACUCGCAUCGGUCUGCUGGUUGAAUCUGCUGAGCCUCGUGAAGUGCAUCAUUUUUGCACUCUGGUUGGUUUUGGUGCAGAUGCCAUAUGCCCAUAUUUGGCCAUAGAAGCAGUCUGGCGAUUACAGAUUGAUGGGAAGAUCCCUCCUGAAGGUGAUGGCCAGUUGCAUUCACGAGAGUAUCUAGUCAGAAAAUACUUCAAAGCAAGCAAUGAUGGAAUGAUGAAAGUUCUUGCCAAAAUGGGGAUAUCCACUCUUGCUUCCUACAAAGGAGCACAGAUUUUUGAAGCUUUGGGUCUUUCUUCCGAGGUGAUCCAGAAGUGCUUCAGCGGCACCCGAAGUAGAAUCGGGGGUGCAACAUUUGAAAUGCUUGCUCGUGAUGCGCUUCGUCUCCAUGAAUCGGCAUUUCCAACCAGAGCUCUACCAUCUGGAAGUGCAGAAGCAGUUGCGCUGCCUAAUCCUGGCAAUUACCACUGGAGAAAAGGAGGUGAAGUGCAUCUCAAUGAUCCCCUUGCAAUUGCAAGAUUGCAAGAAGCAGCCAGAGAUAACAGUGUGGCAGCAUACAAAGAAUACUCGAGGCUAAUACAGGAGCUGAAUAGGACCUGCAAUUUGCGCGGUAUCCUGAAGUUUAAAGAUGCUGCUGAGAAGAUUCCCUUGGAUGAAGUGGAACCUGCUGGUGAGAUCGUGAAACGCUUUGUCACAGGAGCUAUGAGUUAUGGUUCAAUAUCAUUGGAAGCACAUACCACUCUAGCUCUUGCAAUGAACAAACUUGGAGGCAAAUCGAAUACUGGUGAGGGAGGUGAGCAACCUUCACGUAUGGAGCCUCUUCCGGAUGGUUCGACGAAUCCAAAGAGGAGUUCAAUUAAACAAGUUGCAAGUGGAAGGUUCGGAGUUUCGAGCUACUAUCUUACCAAUGCUGAUGAACUCCAGAUAAAGAUGGCUCAGGGGGCCAAGCCCGGUGAAGGAGGUGAGCUGCCAGGCCACAAAGUGAUUGGUGAUAUUGCAGUCACUAGGAAUUCUACUGCUGGUGUAGGGCUUAUCAGUCCUCCUCCCCACCACGAUAUAUAUUCAAUCGAAGAUCUCGCCCAACUAAUUCAUGACCUUAAGAAUUCAAACCCAGGGGCUCGAAUCAGUGUGAAGUUGGUCUCAGAGGCUGGUGUAGGUGUGACUGCCAGUGGAGUUGUAAAAGGGCAUGCUGACCAUAUUUUGAUCUCUGGCCAUGAUGGAGGAACAGGAGCUUCCCGUUGGACUGGCAUCAAGAAUGCGGGCCUUCCCUGGGAGCUCGGAUUGGCGGAGACACAUCAAACUUUAGUGGCAAACGAUCUUCGUGGCAGAACCGUUCUUCAAACCGAUGGCCAGAUGAAAACCGGAAGGGAUGUUGCUAUCGCUGCUUUACUCGGUGCAGAAGAGUUCGGUUUCAGCACUGCUCCUCUCAUAACCCUCGGUUGCAUUAUGAUGCGGAAGUGCCAUAAGAAUACCUGCCCGGUUGGCAUUGCCACCCAAGACCCCAUGCUUCGUGAAAAGUUCUCUGGGGAACCUGAGCAUGUUAUCAACUUUUUCUUUAUGCUGGCGGAGGAAGUCCGCGAGAUAAUGGCUCGGCUGGGUUUUGGAACCAUCAGCGAAAUGGUUGGCCGUGCGGAUAUGCUCGAGAUCGACGGAGAAGUAGUUAAAAACAAUGAAAAGUUGGAGAAUAUUGAUCUCUCAUUGCUGCUUAAGCCUGCAGCUGAGAUUCGGCCGGAAGCUGCUCAGUGUUGCAUCCAGAAGCAGGAUCAUGGCCUGGACAUGGCAUUAGAUCAAGAGCUUAUCACUUCAUCAAAAGCCGCUCUCGAGAAGCGUCUUCCCGUUUACAUCGAGGCACCAAUUCGAAAUGUAAACCGAGCUGUCGGUACCAUGCUUAGUCAUGAAGUUACCAAACGUUAUGGCAUGAAAGGGCUGCCUAAGGAUACAAUCCACAUUAAGCUAAGUGGAAGUGCUGGUCAGAGUCUUGGGGCUUUUCUCUGCACUGGAAUAACCCUUGAGCUUGAAGGAGACAGCAAUGACUAUGUUGGGAAAGGAUUGUCUGGCGGCAAUAUCAUAGUGUAUCCUCCCAGAGGAAGCCGAUUUGAUCCAAAGGAGAACAUGAUCAUUGGCAAUGUUGCUUUAUAUGGAGCCACGAAUGGGGAGGCAUAUUUCAAUGGAGUGGCUGCGGAGAGGUUUUGUGUACGCAAUUCAGGUGCUAGAGCAGUUGUAGAAGGUGUUGGUGAUCAUGGGUGUGAGUACAUGACUGGUGGUGCUGUUGUUAUACUUGGAAAAACUGGGAGAAAUUUCGCUGCUGGUAUGAGUGGUGGAAUUGCUUAUGUUUUGGAUGUCGAUGGAAAAUUCCAUUCCCGGUGCAAUACCGAACUGGUUGAUCUCGAACAAGUUGAAGAGGAAGAUGAUAUUGCAACAUUGCAAAUGAUGAUACAGCAGCAUCAGCGUCACACCAGCAGUGAGUUAGCAAGAGAGGUCCUCGCAGAUUUUGACGAUCUUCUCCCAAAGUUUGUGAAAGUAUUGCCACGGGAUUACAAGAGGGUUCUUCAGAACUUGAAGGCAGAGCAAGCUGCCAAAGAAGCUGAGGAACAAGAAGAAAAGGAGCUGAUGAAAAAAGAUGCCUUUGAAAAGCUUAAGAAGUUGGCAGCUGCAUCUUUGAAUGAGAAGAAAGUGGAAGAUUCGAGGUCGACAAUGAGGCCAACUCAGGUAACUGAUGCGGUCAAGCAUCGAGGUUUUCUUGCUUAUGAGCGAGCGAGCAUUUCAUAUAGGGAUCCUGAUGUUCGAAUUAAUGAUUGGGAGGAAGUUGCUGUGAAGUCAAAGCCUGGGCCAUUGUUGAAAACACAAUCUGCCCGUUGCAUGGACUGUGGAACUCCCUUCUGUCAUCAGGAAAAUUCUGGAUGCCCUCUUGGAAAUAAGAUACCAGAAUUUAAUGAACUAGUCCAUCAGAGUAGGUGGCGUCAAGCUCUAGAUCGGCUUCUGGAGACAAAUAACUUUCCAGAAUUUACCGGUCGAGUCUGCCCCGCUCCCUGCGAAGGUUCUUGUGUUCUUGGGAUCAUUGAGAACCCUGUAUCUAUCAAAAGCAUAGAAUGUGCCAUCAUAGACAAAGCCUUUGAAGAAGGAUGGAUGGUUCCUCGACCUCCACUUCAGAGAACCGGGAAGAGAGUUGCCGUCAUCGGUAGUGGGCCAGCUGGUUUGGCCGCUGCUGAUCAGCUAAAUAAAAUGGGUCACUUGGUUACUGUUUUUGAGCGUGCUGACCGCAUUGGGGGCUUGAUGAUGUAUGGAGUUCCUAACAUGAAGGCAGACAAAAUCGACAUCGUUCAGCGCCGUGUUGACCUAAUGGCCAAGGAAGGUAUCACUUUUGUGGUGAAUGCCAAUGUUGGGAAAGACCCCUUGUAUUCUCUUGACUGGCUCCGAUCUGAGAAUGAUGCAAUUGUUUUGGCUUGUGGUUCUACAAGACCAAGGGAUCUGCCUGUGCCUGGGAGGGAGCUCUCUGGAAUUCAUUUUGCCAUGGAAUUUCUUCAUGCAAACACCAAAAGCUUGCUUGAUAGCAAUCUACAGGAUGGUAAAUAUAUAUCUGCUAAGGGGAAGAAGGUUGUGGUUAUCGGUGGAGGAGACACGGGGACAGACUGUAUUGGGACAUCCAUCCGACAUGGUUGCACCAGCAUCGUAAAUCUAGAGCUCCUUCCUGAACCACCAAGAAAAAGAGCACCAGGCAACCCCUGGCCACAGUGGCCUCGCAUUUUCCGAGUAGAUUACGGUCACCAGGAAGCAGCAGCCAAAUUUGGAGAAGACCCAAGAUCGUAUGAGGUCUUGACCAAGCAUUUUGUGGGGGAUGAGAAUGGCGUUGUGAAAGGCCUUGAGGUGGUGCAUGUAAGAUGGGCAAAGGAUAGCAGUGGCAAAUUCCAGUUCGAGGAAAUCAAAGGUUCUGAAGAGAUAAUCGAGGCUGAUCUGGUCUUCUUAGCUAUGGGGUUCCUUGGUCCCGUGUCGACAAUCGCUGACCAGCUGGGGCUGGAGCGGGACAACCGAUCCAACUUCCAAGCAGAGUACGGGCGCUUCUCGACCAAUGUGGAUGGUAUCUUUGCUGCUGGGGACUGCAGGCGCGGUCAGUCACUGGUUGUUUGGGCCAUCAACGAGGGCCGGCAGGCAGCAACGCAGGCGGACAAAUACUUGAUGACAGAGGCCGGUGUCGCCAAGGAUACCCUCAGCAGUGAAGAGGAUGUGGUCCAAGUGACCACGUAGAAGAGGAAAGUGUCUUCCCUGAAAGUUGGUACUGGAGUUAAAAGGAAACGGAUGGGAGAAUCUGAGUCAUUUGGCAAGCAAUGGGGUUGGGGAGGGGCCGUAGAGGCCUUGUGAUGGAUACUAGAAAAUUUUGCUGGGUUUUUGUCAGGGCUUCAGGCUUUUCUCUGCAGUCUUAUUGAUUAAUGAAAUUUUGGUUCAUGAAUAAUGGACGGUUUUUAUCCGUUGAAUUGAAA